This is a messenger RNA of Mirounga angustirostris (Northern elephant seal), 5277 nucleotides long. It is a transcript of the gene SOCS2, whose product is annotated as suppressor of cytokine signaling 2. The transcript is spliced from 2 exons. The record is from RefSeq and is a predicted model, not a curated record. Gene Ontology annotation, cellular component: phosphatidylinositol 3-kinase complex. Gene Ontology annotation, biological process: intracellular signal transduction; phosphatidylinositol phosphate biosynthetic process. Bases 1 to 597 code for a protein of 198 amino acids. Lineage: Eukaryota; Metazoa; Chordata; Mammalia; Carnivora; Phocidae. Gene Ontology annotation, molecular function: 1-phosphatidylinositol-3-kinase regulator activity.
AUGACCCUGCGGUGCCUCGAGCCCUCCGGGAAUGGCGCGGAAGGGACGCAGAGCCAGUGGGGGGCCGCGGGAUCCGCGGAGGAGCCGUCCCCGGAGGCGGCGCGUUUGGCGAAGGCCCUACGGGAGCUCAGUCAAACAGGUUGGUACUGGGGAAGUAUGACUGUUAAUGAAGCCAAAGAGAAAUUAAAAGAGGCACCAGAAGGAACUUUCUUGAUUAGAGACAGCUCGCAUUCAGACUACCUGCUAACAAUAUCUGUUAAGACAUCAGCUGGACCAACUAAUCUGCGAAUCGAAUACCAAGAUGGGAAGUUCAGAUUGGACUCUAUCAUAUGUGUCAAGUCCAAGCUUAAACAAUUUGACAGUGUGGUUCAUCUGAUCGACUACUAUGUUCAGAUGUGCAAGGAUAAGCGGACGGGGCCAGAAGCCCCCCGGAACGGCACCGUUCACCUUUACCUGACCAGACCACUCUACACAUCAGCACCACCUCUGCAGCAUCUCUGUAGACUCACCAUUAACAAAUGUACCGGGACCAUCUGGGGGCUGCCUUUACCAACGAGACUAAAAGAUUACUUGGAAGAAUAUAAAUUCCAGGUAUAAGUGCUUCUCUUUUUCUAACCAUGCCUCAUAUAGAGUCUCUCCGAAUGCAGCUAUGUCAAAGAGAACCAAAACUUGAGUGACUGCUCUGGAUAACUACUCGGGAUUCUAAAAACAGCUGAAGUCAAUCUAAUUUAAACCUGUGCCGAGGUAGCUAGGUAUUUAAAGUUCCCCCAAAUAUUUUCACCUGAGAGUGAUGCUUACCUUCCUGAGGCUGACCAAGACCCGUUAAUCCUCUCAAGUUAAAAACAAAAUGUCCCAAGGAAAGGCUGGAAGGAACGUGUUAUCAGAAUGCCUUAGUAGUAGGUAGUCUGAAUGCCUUUCUGAGGUUCUUCCUUAUUAGGUCAAAGGUCCACGCCCCGGUAGUAGGGAGAGAACUGGAUGCAGGAGUACAGAAGGAGUGGAAGGAAACCAACUGACACCAGGCUUAGCUUCAAUUUUAGAUGCCUGGUGGUCAGAGUCCCCUGUAGGCCAUUUUCUCUUUUUGCAUUCUUGAUGUACCUAGGAGUUUUGUUAAACAGAUAAGCUUGUGAGUAUUUAUCCUUCAUUUAUGCAAUUAACCAAAUCAACCAAAAAGGUGACCAUGAAAUCCUGUAUUUGACUUUUUACUACACCUAUGAACUCUCUCAUGUGAAUGAGUACUGUAGUAAUCCGUUUUAAGGGAGCCUUAUCUCAGAACUAUUUCAAACUGGUGCACACAGAAAAGACUUUGUCUUUUCCUUUAAGGCUAAAGACAAGAAUGUCAUACUCUACAGGUGCAGCUCAACCCCUGUUAAUAAAACCAUGUAGAUACAGACAUUUGAUCCUUUCAAGUAGCUGUGUCCCACCCUGUUGCCAUUGACUUUUUGGAAAUGGCUGUAGAAAUUAACAAGUUGUCCUUGAAUUGUCUAACCACAGACAUCAGCAGUUGUCUCCCUUCUACCAUGUAGAAUACUUUGACUUAAUUCUCUUCCAGAUAUAGGGGGAUACCUGCCUGUUUUUUCAAAGUGUUUAUUUACUGCUGUUACUCUUCGAUUAGAAUGUAUUAAAUAAAAAAAAAACUUUUACAAGUUGCACUUAUUACUUUGGAAUUGUAGAGAACGGACACGUUCAUGGUAAUAGUUGCCAUAAAAACUCACAUCACGUGAAAUCAGCCAAAUAUUCGGCAAGUGGUAGAACAUGACUUACCCUUCUCUAAAGUUAUGGGCCGCGUUAGCCCUUUGCGUUUUGGAAAGCAUGGUUUCGAAAGGACAAGUGUUGUCCAGUGGCCUGGUCUUUUACACAUUGAAUAGGCAUCACACUAAAGCCCUGGGUGCUUCCAAAAACAUGGUUUAGAAACUUACAAAGAUUGUGACACAUCCUGGUCUUCUAUGGGUUGAGUAGGCAUAAUUCAAAAUAAAAAUUAAAAGUUUUAUGGCUAUUUAUUUUUUGUCACACAGUCUCAUGACUGUUGCGGAUGAACCUCUUUAAAUUUUACAGUCCAGACAGUAUUUGUUUUGCCGCCUUAAAAAAUACCUUGCAUAGUUACGUACUCUGGUGUGUCAUUGGGAAAGCGAACGUUGGAGAUCAUGUGUGUGCCCCAAAGUGAAUUAGAAAAUUCAGUUAUAAAUUAUAGUAAAAUCUGCUUAUCUCCAUGUCAUGAAAAUAUUCACAUUUUCAUGAAGCUCUUGAAAAAUGGUUUUGUGCCUGGAAGGAAAACCUAAGCAUGCAUGUCCAAACAGCAGAGCCAAACACAAAAGAUUGCUAGGUGUGCCUUAGAAAGAAAUUUAUUUGUAGCCUAAAAUUUAAAGAAGAGCGAUACUUUUGGGGGUCUGGUCUAUAAUGGGGACCUUUUCAUUAGGGUCUUCAGAUUCUGUGCUUAAUUUGCCCCCUUUCCCCACUGACAACAGUUGUUUAGUGUGGGGUGUCUGAUUUUUCUGGCAAAACCUCCACAGGAUCGGGGCCAGGGGCUUUGGAAUUUCUUUAAGGUCUUCUGCAUUUCUGUUCUCAUUGAUUCAGACUCUGAUACUUGUCACUGCUGAGGGUUGGACAGACAGGUGGGGUAUGAGUACUCACGGGACUGUGGCAAGGUCUGCGUUAGCAUUUAGCAGGUGGCUAGUUAGGAGAAAAGCAGAGGAUAGCGAAGAUCUCUGGGAUGUGCGCUAGAACCAUCACCUUAUGUGUCGGUCUUCCCUGUUCCGAGUAAGUUGAUAAGCAUCAGGAGACAGUCUUUUUCAGGGCGCGGGUGUGGGGGUUGUUUUGCUGUGUUGUUGUUGUUGUUUACAAACAUCGUUUCCUUACUGAGUUUAUUGCGUGUCAAGUUCUCGCUCAGCACUUUACAUGCAUUAUGUCAUUUAAUCUUCACCCCGACCGAAUGAGCAAAGUUCAGUGAUCCCAGGAGGUACACCUGAGGAGGCAUUCCAGGAACGUCCUAGCCCUUUUUAUUCCUGGAGAGGAAUUAUGAAGAGCAAAUUGCUGCUAUUUCUACAUUGAUCCAGACGAACAAGUUAGAACAGGCUGUAAAAGGAAGCCUCAGCCUUUUUACUGCUGCCUCAAUGGGAAAAGUGUGGGUACCUUCAUUAAUGUACUCUGUGGGAUUCGCGUCACCUUGGCCCGGUGGGUUUUUUUCCUGGUGUGGAUGUAAGUCAGGAGAGGGUUAACUGUCUUACUUGGUUGCUGGUAAAUGCUGCCGAUUGUUGCUAGCCCCAUUUUACAGAUCGUCGAACCACCAAGUUAGGAUGUGCACUUGACUAAAUUAUCCUCAACAGAGCUAGGAAAAAUCACCAGUAUUCUUUCCCUACAGAGGGCACUUUGGGACAUCAGUGAGGGUAUGUCUGUCUUAUGGUUGUUACUGUUAAAAGAAUAGAGUACACAGAACUAACCUAUAUCUCCACGGACUUAAAAUAUUUUGAUGUGAGUUUCCACUUUGAGCGGAUUUGUGGCAGUGGAGUUUUUUAUUCCAUCGUAGUGGGCUCUAGGGACUGCUUUUUAGGUACUUGGGGUUUUUUUAGAGCUUUGGACAGUGAAGAAAAGGCAGUUUAGCUUAUGAGCUGAGAGUUCUUUUUUGGCAUGUCAGUAAGAAAGUCUUGACUUCAUAGUAAUUAUGUAAUCCAAAUAGGUAACAGAAUGGGACAGUUGUUUGGAGUGUUUAUUUUCUUGGGAAGGAUUUUUUCUGCUUUUAGAAAAUUGUACCCUGGUAGGAGGGUAGGAGACAGAGACGUCAUCAAAUAAUCCGAGGGAUGGAAUGUCCUGAGACCAGGCCGUGCCCUUCUCGGCUGUCGGUUUAGGCACAGGGUAGUGGGGGUUGAGUGACCGGUUCCAUUUAAACAGCUGAGCUGAGGCCUGUCUUGUCUCUGUGGUCAGGGGCUCGGUUCUAAUGCUUCUACGGGUUGUCAUUCAUUCUAGGCCUUUCAUUUACUAAGAGGCCUGUCACCUCUCCCAGUUUUUUAUUUCCUAGAAUUUUAAAGCUUGAAAUCACUUUUCAGAUCAUGUAUUUUAGCUCUUGACACUUUCCUGAAGAAGGUUUUUCAGACCCAGGAGAUUUGUGUGUACAUGCUCACACACACACCCGGUUCAGCAACUCCAUGGCAGGGUUGGUGUUUGAGCCCAGGUAGUCUAACCUCGGGUUUCGUAUUUGCAAAAGCUGCACCCUUCUACCCUGUGUGUGAAUGGUCCGUGUUCCUCUUUGCUAUCCUGCAAGCCCUACAGUGUUGGUUUUUUUUAAGACUUUAUUUAUUUGAGAGAGAGACAGCAUGAGCAGGGGGGAGGAGGCAGAGGGAGAAGCAGUCUCCCCGCUGAGCAGGGGGCCCGAUGCAGGACUCAAUCCCAGGAUCCCCAGAUCAUGACCUGAGCUGAAGGCAGCCGCUUAACCAACUGCACCACCCAGGCGCCCCCCUACAGUGCUUUUAACAUCACAUUUUUUUGCCUCUGAAAAUUUAGAGCGGGCCUUUGGAAUGCUAUGUGGGAUAAUACCAGUUCUUGGCUCCUUCCACCCCAACCCUGGGGAGAGUUUCUGCUGGGGUUCAUGAUGUCCUGAAUCCACAUUAGAGUGUGGCAUUAAUUUUAACUCCUCUACGUUUCUAACCUAUCUGCUGCUUUAAAAUCUGAAACCUGCCAUCCAUGUGUGUUUUGUGAUCUCCUUUCUAUCUCUGCCAGAGGGGACUCACACCCAGCCAUGGGUGCCUGGGUGACCCCCCACCCUCCCGUCCUCACCAGUGGAGCCCCUUCUGUGUUUUGCCCGUUCCUGGGCAUAAUGGCACAGUGAAUUCCUGCCUGCCUUUCUCCCCGUUGUGUCAUAAAUGGGCCUUUUAGCUCAUCUGACACAGCCCUGCUCAGCCUUAUUUACUGCAGUGAAAGAGAGUAAUUAUCUUCUCCUUGAGUUGGGUAACCCAGUGAUUUAAAAUAUCUAAAGAUUAAAUCUGUCCCCAAUCUCUCUUUGAUUCCUUUCAGGUUGUGAAACAAGGCGGUGGCCCCAAAUGCCACACUUUGCUUAUGGGCAUGUUUUUAUGUGUAUGUGUGUGUGUGUGUUUGAUGUAAAGUACCGGACGCCCCUUCUUCACUGUUAAAUUGCACUCCAUUUGAAUGGAAGGGAAAUGCCCUCCACCCCUCCUUUCUCACCUCUGUAAGCAUGAAUCUGUGAUCAUUUUGUUUCUGUCCUCCCGCGUAGGCCUCUUUUGUCCUCAGAUUCUCACCACAUAUUUUUGAUUUUUCUGCUUUUUCCUCUCU